Gadus chalcogrammus (walleye pollock) is the source of this 3376-nucleotide messenger RNA. It is a transcript of the gene sar1b, whose product is annotated as secretion associated, Ras related GTPase 1B. Gene Ontology annotation, molecular function: GTPase activity; GTP binding. The transcript has 7 exons. Gene Ontology annotation, cellular component: COPII vesicle coat; endoplasmic reticulum exit site. The record is from RefSeq and is a predicted model, not a curated record. Lineage: Eukaryota; Metazoa; Chordata; Actinopteri; Gadiformes; Gadidae. Gene Ontology annotation, biological process: endoplasmic reticulum to Golgi vesicle-mediated transport; membrane organization; intracellular protein transport. The coding region runs from base 2271 to 2867 and encodes 198 amino acids.
CUGUCCAUGUAUUUGCAACGAUGGGAUCUACGCCUUAACCCUCGGUGUGAGAGCUGACGCUCAAAAGCUCUCACAGCUAGCGAGUUGUCAUGGGGGCUAAUGGAGGGACGCUAGCGCUGCUAACCCUGAGCUGUACGGCGUAAUAUACGACCCCGGAUAACCAUACAGCUGAAUAACGUCACAUGUAAUAUACAUUUAGAACAGAAUCUCACCGUUUGAUUAAUCCAAAUGUAUGUAGUAUUCCAGUGUGUAUUUUAACCAAAGGGUUAGCUACCGUAGCAUCGCUAGCAGUGCUACGUAGUAUCGGGACGUGACACGUAGCUAGAAGGUUCAAGUUAGCGACCCUGUUAGACGGCCUCACCUUAAUGUUUGAGGAUAAUUGAUCUACACGGGCUUUAUUAUAGAAUUCGAAUGUGUUUCAGAGUUCACGAAAGCUCCCUUUAUGUGCAGUAAAGGGAACUAGCGAUGACAACGCGACUACCGGCUGUAAUGUCACUGGUUUGACAGUAGAAUCAUCUGGUAUAUGCAUAGCUGUCCCCAUAUGUGGCCUUUAGCAUUUUGUGUAUUUAAAUAUGUCGACUUUUACUGCACACGUUUAGUUUUUAAUACAGCUCUACGAAUAAACCCUAUACAUAAGAAAUUAUUUAAGAAAAAAAAAAAACUGGACUACAAGGGCUGUUGUCCUUUUAUUUAUAGUUAUAUCUUUGAUUAUAUAAGCCUAUUGUGUAGAUUGACUGGGGCAUCAUAUGAUGUGGAUGGGAGAUCAUUCUUUCUCAGAAUAUAGACCCUGACCCUAUUUUCAGUUUAAUAAUGACUGAAAAUCGUAAUAUUACUCGUUGGAACCUACCUAUGUCUAAGUCACUGGACCAUGAAAACUAUUUUGCUCUCUACACUCUGUUGGUAACCGGUUUGUUGUGUUGAAUAUCUGUUCUCUUGAAUUCUUAUUACAAUUCCCACCUUUUGACAAUUUAAAACGUCUAUGAUCAUCUCACUUGUGAGUCAAUAGUUAUGGAAGGCACAAUCAAACCAUAAUCUUCUUGUUUAUUGUGCUCCCAAUACCCAGGCCAGUUGGGCAACUUUAAAGUAAUAUGUUGACAUAAGGUGCUAUGUCCGGUGCCGUAGUCUAGUGCGAGCGCCUGUUGGUAGACAAGAGACUGGUUGAACGUGGAUGUCGGUGCCCAUCUCGCCAGCAUAUGCAGCUGACUUGGCUGCUUCACAAGUUCAUAUGUUUGAGUCUCAGCCUCUUAUGCCGGCCCACUCUUUCACAGCAGUCAUUCUGGGAAGGAGGGGGGAAGCGAUGGGAGACAGGAGCCUAUCUCCUGCUGACGUGUAGCUCAGCUGGGUUUUGCAUGGCUUUCACCUUUGCCUGCUGUACUCUUUAGUCCCUGACUUGUUUGCAUGUUACUCAACAUGACCCCACACUGCUCUUCACUUGUGGGUUUCAGAUGUCAGUAUGUAAGGAAAGAAUAGAGGAAGCUUACAUACAAUUAGGCAGGGGACUGGUUGGUUGUCCCUUGUUACAAACAUAUUUUUGUUUGGCAGCCAAAUGUUUUUGUGGAUUAAAAGUUUUUUUUAUAAUCUUUCACAGAUAAACAGUGAUUAUCAAACUGUAUCAAUGAAUUAGUUGUCAAAUUCUGAAAUGUUUAAGCCCUAGUGCUAAGAGUUGUGAAUGGUUUUAUUUUAAAUGGUGUUGAAAACACAGAUCUCUGAUUGCUUAUGGGAGGUAUGUGAAGCCUAUCUGAUAAUCAUCCUUGCUCUGAAACUCCUGUCCAAAGAGCCACACUGAUGCAAGAUAAUCACUGGCUGCAUGUUCUUGUAGAAUUCCAUUGUUUUUAUCACAAGUUGAUUGAAAUUCACUCAUGGUUCUUAUGGUAGAGCAUUAUCUCUUGUCAGAACUCCUUGAUUGGCGUUAACUAGUCCUGGGGAGAUGGUCCCAGUUUGGGACAUUAAAAUAGAGUAUACCUCUAGACCCUCCAGUCAUCUUGUUCUGUCAAUCUCAAGGUGUUAACCUCCCAUGUUGUGUAGGCAACACAGAAUUUCUAAUCUUCCAAUCAGACCCCAGUUAUAUUAUGACCCACCUUGUUGUGUAAAGUGAUCCUGACUAAUGUUCAAAUGAUGAGUCACAACCCAAGCACUUAUCUAUAGAGCUGCAUAUCAUUUUAUUUGGUUGGUAAUCUGGUAACAAGUACUCCUGACAGUACUACUCACUGAGUUGCUGUACUGAGACUGUUUUUGUAGUGGCCCAGACCAUUGAUUCGACAGCUUUGGAUAUGUCAUUCAUAUUUGAUUGGAUUUAUAGUGGUUUCAGCAGUGUACUGCAGUUUCUAGGACUGUAUAAGAAAUCUGGCAAGUUAGUAUUUCUUGGCCUGGACAAUGCUGGCAAGACAACGCUCCUGCACAUGCUCAAAGAUGACCGACUGGGACAACAUGUGCCAACCUUGCAUCCAACGUCUGAAGAGCUGACGAUCGCUGGCAUGACCUUCACCACCUUCGACCUGGGAGGCCAUGCACAAGCUCGCAGAGUGUGGAAGAACUACCUUCCCGCCAUCAACGGCAUCGUGUUCCUCGUGGACUGUGCAGACUUGCCAAGAUUGGGUGAAUCCAAAACAGAAUUAGACGCACUUAUGACGGACGAGACCAUUGGAAACGUGCCUAUCCUGAUCCUGGGCAACAAGAUUGACAGACAAGAAGCCGUCAGUGAGGAGAAGCUGAGGGAGCUGUUUGGACUGUAUGGACAGACAACGGGCAAGGGCAACGUCCCCAUGAAGGAGCUGAACACGAGACCACUGGAGGUGUUCAUGUGCAGCGUGCUGAAGCGCCAGGGCUACGGAGAGGGCUUCCGCUGGCUCUCCCAGUACAUCGACUAAAGGGCCCCCCCCCCCCCCCCCCCAACAACACGACCAAGGACCGCCCGCUGCUGCAGCCACCCCCCCACCACUACGGGGAGGGGGAGGGGGAGGCGCCUGACCCACCAGCCGCCCCUGCCGUUGCCACCAAGUACCAUAGCCAGCCCACCACCCCGACCCCCCUCAACCACGCCCAUGUUCGGUUAGAAACAUCUGCCUCCAGCUGCCGAGAGAACGCAGUACAACCUGAACCCAAUAGACUUUUAUUGGUCGAACAUUUGGUUACACACACACACACACACACACACACAUACACACAGGUACAGACACACAAUCACACACACAGACUGACACGCAUACACCCACAAACACCAACUCACACAUUCUCGCACUUGCGCACGCACACGUUUACUUAUUUAUCUCUCGUUAAUCUCCUGUUCAUAUUUUUUUUUUUUCUCUUUUCAAAGCGGUCAAAUUAAUAUGGAUUGUGCAGCAGAGGCGUUUCCAUUCACAGGCUUGAAAUCUUUAUA